UACAUCCUGACCGUUGAAUUGACUUUUCUCUUCCCAUGAAAGCACGCAUUCCUUUAUCAGAUUCUCAGCCAAUUCUGUAGCCAUGGGCUCCUCUGCGUAGCUUUUCCCAUAGUUUCCGCGUCAUCAUUUCACCAUCUUUAAGCUUUUUCUAGCAUUCACACACACACACACGCCCGCGCAAAAUCGACAAUCAAUUAAUAUACGCGGAGAGAGAGUAAGAAGAAAUGCUCAUAGAGCUACUGCUCCAUUAUUGACAAACGAGAAGAAGAAGUUAAGGUUUUACAAUUGAAGGUCUGGAGUUUUGGGGGAAGAUGAUGUCGUGCUUCCACGUGUUCAAGGAGAAAUCGAGGUCAAAGAGGUCGUCAGGAAAGUCAGCGCCUGAGCUGACCCACAGAGGAGGAGGCAGCAAACCGGACACUUCCUCUGCGACCUCUAGCAGAGCCACUCGGUCCACCGGUUCGAUGUCUUCCCCCAAAAGCAUUCCCCAAAUGUUCAGAGAAAAGCCACCGACUCUCAGGGAUUUCUCCCUGUCUGAGCUCAGGGAGGCCACUUCCAAUUUCAAUAGGAUGUUAAAGGUUGGGGAAGGAGGGUUUGGGAGUGUCUAUAAGGGCUCUAUCAAGGCUUCUGAUGCUCAGGGUGCGCCAUCUACGGUUGUUGCCAUUAAGAUGCUCAAUACUCAGGGGAUGCAGGGUCACAAACAAUGGAUUGCUGAAGUCCAGUUCCUUGGUGUCCUGGAGCACCCUAACCUUGUUAAGCUUCUUGGAUAUUGCGCCACUGAUGGGGAAAGGGGGAUCCAACGUCUAUUGGUGUAUGAGUAUAUGCAGAAUAAAAGCUUAGAGGACCAUCUUUUUAGCAAAACUAAGGCUGUCAUUCCUUGGAGGACAAGGUUGAAUAUUAUCCUUGGUGCAGCUGAAGGAAUGGCCUAUUUGCAUGAGGGCCUAGACAUCCAGGUGAUAUAUCGGGAUUUUAAAUCAUCAAAUGUGCUCUUGGAUGAGAAUUUCAACCCAAAGCUUUCAGACUUCGGGCUUGCAAGAGAAGGGCCAGUGGGUGACAAAUCUCAUGUGUCUACAGCGCCUGUUGGCACAUUGGGAUAUGCUGCUCCGGAAUACGUUGAAACUGGCCACUUGACAAUCAAGAGUGACAUAUGGAGUUUUGGCGUUGUUCUCUAUGAAAUAAUCACAGGGAGGCGUGUCAUAGAAAGAAGCCGUCCUACUUCAGAACAGAAACUUCUUGAUUGGAUUAAACAAUUCCCAACCGAAAGCAACAAGUUCAGAAUGAUAGUUGACCCACGGCUUCAGGGUCAGUAUUCUCUUAAAGCUGCAAGGCAAAUUGCAAACCUUGCAGAUACAUGCUUAAACAAGACUGCUAGCAAUAGACCAUCAAUGAGCCAGGUGGUUGAAGGUUUGGGGCAAAUUAUACGAGAUAUGGAUGAAGUGUCAUCCGGAAUUAAAAAUUCUGAACCAUUAAGGACCCAAAAGGCUAUUCCCUCGCAUAGACUGUUUUCAAAGAAGUCAAUACCUGAACCUCCUACACAAAUGACUCCAAUUGCCAAGGCUUGAUUAAUAAAGAGCAAUGAGAUGAAAUGUUGAUUCAGUACAAGAGAAGACUCACAGUUUUCCACGUCUUUUCGUAAUAUACAAUAAGAUAUAGUCAAGAUGAGCUCUUCACAUUUUUGGAUGUUUCUUCGGAAGAGAAGACCAUGAAUGGACCGGAAAUGAAAGAGACUGUUGUAGCGGAAUUAGAGUGGUACUUUCCUGGGGGUGUUAAUUUUGUAGUAUGUGAAUAUUAAGGUUUUUUAUAGGGUUUCUUCCAAUAUUACUAAAUAAAUGUUUUACAAAAACAAUGUUCACGGACAAAAAUGUAAUGCCAUUCUAUAUAUACAACUAAAAUGAAAUUGAAAGUGAUAAAAAUGUUGCCUUUUAAAUGGUACUAAGUUGCG
Messenger RNA from Cuscuta europaea, 1939 nucleotides. The record is from the annotation of a GenBank genome assembly. Lineage: Eukaryota; Viridiplantae; Streptophyta; Magnoliopsida; Solanales; Convolvulaceae.